CAGUUGGAUUUGUAAGCUCUGACGCGGGAUCAACCAAAAAAAACAUUUUUUGUGUUUUUCUUUUUUUGGCUGCUUUGUUUUUAUAUGGAACACAAUAUUUUGAACUUCGAAUCUCGCCUGUAAAGAUGUAUCAUUAGGAGAGGUGUCCUAACAGUAGUACCUGAAUAGUGCUCUGAGUUGUGAAUGGUGAUAACGGGUUUGGGAUUUAGCAAACCUGUUAUUAUGAUGCGCUAACAAUUUGAAGUUGCCACGACAACCAGUAGGCGCGCUGUUGUAACCUCUUUGACGACCCCGGAAAUGAAAUGUAGUGAAGAGGAAAAAAACGUCUUGCUAAUAAACAACCAAGCACUGAAAGAGGGGGAGGGUACGGGAGCAACUGUCAAUUCAUGUGACCUUGCAUUACAGGGAAACAAUAUAAUCCCCGGGUAUACCGAAAUGAAAAAUGCAACCAGCCGUAAGUGUUUAAUAAAAUGAAUAUCGAUGGUCUUGCAGUAACCUGUUCGGUGCGUACAGUGCAUCGCUAGCUGUCCGCACAGCGUGCAUACAUACCAAUGACUGAAGCAAUCGGGACGCUGAUGUGUUGCUGUCGCGUGGUUCUGAGUAACAGAAGCCUGAAUGAUUAUCGCUGUCCUGACAGGAUUCUUCAUACUGCUGUUGAUUUGGAAGGUCAUGGAGGACCAGCUAAAGCUGGUGGUUUCAGGAAAGAAUGGGGACGUGGAUCAGGUCUCUAACCCAGGGAAGCAGACAGAGCCUGACCCCCCGUCUGAAUCAGAGACUACCUGUCCCUCAGCACUACCUUCUUCCCAACCCAAUUCCACUGUCGUCAGCAAGCAGGCUGAACCAACUGCAUCUACUACCUCAAUAGCAAAGGGAGAAUCUCCUGAAAAUGCGUCACUUCCACCUCUGGGGCAAACACACCAGCUACAGGCAUCCACGUCGGCCAGGCUUCAGAACUCAUCAAUCAGAGCGGCGGUACAGCCCAGCCCAGGCCACGCUCAGGAUGCGCCCGGGUUCCCACACAAGGCAGCCUUGAGACGGGAGCGUCUCAAGUUCGUUAUCGGCUCCUCGGAAGAUAACUCCUCGGAUGACGAGCUGGGCAUGUUGGAUCACAGAGAUGGGGAAGCAUCGCGGCCGGCGCCCAGCAGCUCCUCUGUGGUGCCGGUGUCCCCACUGGCAGCCCCCCGCAAGACACUGGCACCAAAAACCAUGAGGCCCAGCAUGUCGGGCCUGCACCUGAUGAAGAAGGGGAGGGAGCACAACAGGAUGGAUCUGCACAGAGACUUCACUGUCGCCUCGCCCGCGGAGUUCGUCACGCGAUUCGGGGGCGACCGCGUCAUCGAGAAGGUCCUGAUAGCUAACAAUGGCAUUGCGGCUGUGAAGUGCAUGCGCUCCAUUCGUCGGUGGUCCUACGAGAUGUUCCGGAACGAGAGGGCCAUUCGAUUUGUCGUCAUGGUUACGCCCGAGGACCUGAAGGCCAAUGCAGAGUAUAUAAAAAUGGCAGACCACUAUGUGCCAGUGCCCGGUGGUGCCAACAACAAUAACUACGCCAAUGUGGAGCUGAUUGUGGACAUUGCUAAGAGAAUCCCAGUACAGGCUGUGUGGGCCGGAUGGGGACAUGCUUCAGAGAAUCCCAAACUCCCAGAGUUGCUGCAGAAAUGUGGGAUAGCCUUCCUAGGACCCCCCAGCAAGGCUAUGUGGGCGUUAGGAGACAAAGUAGCUUCUUCCAUAGUGGCCCAGAGUGCUGACAUUCCUACCCUGCCAUGGACUGGAUCUGGUCUCACCGUGGAGUGGACAGAGGAGGACCAGAGACUAGGCAAUGUGAUCAGUGUCCCCACAGAGGUGUACGCAAGGGGCUGCAUCGGAGACGUCGACGAAGGACUGGCGGAGGCAGAGAAAAUCGGCUACCCUGUGAUGAUAAAAGCUUCUGAAGGAGGCGGAGGAAAAGGAAUCAGAAGAGUGGACAGUUCGGAAGACUUUGCUGGCUUCUACCGCCAGGUGCAGGCGGAGGUGCCUGGCUCGCCCAUCUUCGUGAUGCAGCUUGCUGAGCACGCACGGCACUUGGAGGUCCAGAUCCUAGCUGACCAGUACGGGAAUGCCAUCUCUCUCUUCGGACGUGACUGCUCCAUCCAGCGCCGGCAUCAGAAAAUCAUUGAGGAGGCCCCAGCAACCAUAGCAGCUUCCCCAGUGUUUGAGUACAUGGAGCAGUGUGCAGUUCGCCUGGCUAAGAUGGUGGGCUAUGUGAGUGCUGGGACCGUGGAGUACCUCUACGCAGAAGAUGGAAACUUCCACUUCCUGGAGCUGAACCCCCGCCUGCAGGUGGAGCACCCCUGUACUGAGAUGAUAGCGGACGUGAAUUUACCUGCAGCCCAACUCCAGAUCGCAAUGGGAAUCCCCCUCCACAGGAUUAAGGAUAUCCGGGCUCUGUAUGGAGAGAAACCCUGGGGGGACUCGCCCAUCAACUUCCAGACCCCAGCCAACGCUCCCAGUCCACGGGGCCACGUCAUCGCAGCCCGGAUCACCAGCGAGAACCCUGACGAGGGCUUCAAGCCGAGCUCGGGGACAGUGCAGGAGCUGAAUUUCCGCAGCAGUAAGAAUGUCUGGGGCUACUUCAGCGUUGGGGCCGCUGGAGGGCUCCACGAGUUUGCCGAUUCUCAGUUCGGCCACUGCUUCUCCUGGGGAGAGAAUCGAGAAGAAGCCAUUUCGAACAUGGUGGUAGCCAUGAAGGAGCUGUCUAUCCGCGGGGACUUCCGAACAACAGUGGAGUACCUGAUCAAACUCUUGGAGACCGAGAGCUUCCAGAACAAUGACACUGACACCGGCUGGCUCGAUCAUCUCAUCGCAGAGAAAGUGCAGGCUGAAAGGCCAGACACCAUGCUGGGGGUGGUGUGUGGAUCAUUGCAUGUUGCGGACGCCGGCUUCAGAAAGAGCAUGUCUGAUUUCCUGCAUUCGCUCGAGAGAGGCCAGGUCCUUCCUGCUUACAGUCUGCUGAACACUGUCGAUGUGGAGCUGAUCUAUGAUGGGGUGAAGUACUCCCUGCAGGUAGCUCGGCAGGCCCUGACCACAUACGUGAUCAUCAUGAACGGCUCCCACAUUGAGAUCGACGUCCACAGGCUGAGCGAUGGAGGGCUUCUGCUCUCUUACGAUGGCUGCAGCUACACCACGUACAUGAAGGAAGAAGUGGACAGGUAUCGCAUCACUAUUGGCAAUAAGACCAGUGUCUUUGAGAAGGAAAAGGACCCCACUGUGCUCAGGUCUCCCUCUGCUGGUAAACUCCUGCAGUACAUGGUGCAGGAUGGGGGCCAUCUCUUCGCUGGGAACUGUUAUGCCGAGAUUGAGGUGAUGAAGAUGGUGAUGGCCCUGACAGUGCAGGAGUCUGGCUGCGUGCACUACGUGAAGAGGCCCGGCGCCGUGCUGGAUUCAGGGUGCAUAGUCGCUAAGCUGGAGCUGGAUGACUCCACCAGUCUGCACCCUGUACAGCUGUACACGGGGACCCUGCCCCCCCAGCAGACUCUGGCCACCAUUGGGGAGAAGCUCCAUCAGGUGUUCCACAACGUCCUGGAGAACCUGGUCAAGGUCAUGGACGGCUUCUGCCUGCCGGAUCCCUACUUCAGCAACAAGCUGAAGGAGUGGGUGCGGACGCUGAUGAAGACUCUCCGAGACCCCUCCCUCCCCCUGCUGGAGCUCCAGGAGAUCAUGACCAGUGUCUCUGGACGAAUCCCAGCAUCCGUGGAGAAGGCAAUCCGCAAGGUGAUGGCCCAGUACGCCAGCAACAUCACCUCUGUGCUCUGCCAGUUCCCCAGCCAGCUGAUAGCGAAUAUACUGGACAGCCACGCUGCCACCCUGCAGAAAAAGGCUGAUCGAGAGGUCUUCUUUAUGAACACACAGAGUAUUGUGCAGCUGGUGCAGAGGUACCGCAGUGGCAUCCGAGGCUACAUGAAAUCUGUGUUGUUGGAUCUGUUGCGCAGGUACCUGCAGGUGGAAACACAGUUCGAGCAAGCUCACUUUGAUAAAUGUGUGAGAAAUCUGAGAGAGCAGUACAAGCCAGACAUGACCCCGGUGCUCGAGUGCAUCUUUUCUCACUCCCAAGUCGCGAAGAAGAAUGUUUUGGUCACAAUGCUUAUUGACCAGAUUUGCAGCAGGGACCCGACUCUGGCUGAUGAGCUGAUGGUGAUUUUGGAUGAGCUCACUCAGCUCAGCAAGACUGAGAACUCCAAAGUGGCCCUGAGAGCCAGACAGGCUUUGAUUGCAUCCCACCUGCCCUCCUAUGAGCUGAGACACAACCAGGUGGAGUCCAUCUUCCUCUCUGCCAUCGAUAUGUACGGACACCAGUUCUGCCCUGAAAACCUCAAGAAACUGAUCCUGUCCGAGACGUCUAUUUUUGACGUUCUGCCCAAUUUCUUCUACCACUGUAACCAGGUGGUGUGCAUGGCAGCUCUGGAGGUGUAUGUGAGAAGAGCUUACAUUGCCUAUGAGCUCAACAGCCUCCAGCACCACCAGCUGCAGGGAGGCACCUGUGUGGUGGACUUCCAGUUCAUGCUGCCCUCGUCCCAUCCCAAUAGUGUCGUCGUUCCCAGUGUGUUUCUCGCUCUGAGGUCGUAUAUAGCAGACAAAGGAAGCAGCCCUACUCUGAACAGGAUGGCAGUCCCGGUCAGUGCUGGCAGUGCUGGUCACUUCGAGAUGAGCCGCCAGGGCAGUGAGCUGUACAUGGAAGGUAGCCUCUCCCCCCCUUGCCAGAGGAUGGGAGCCAUGGUCGCCUUUCAGAGCUUUGAAGAGUUUGUGCGGAGCUUUGAUGAGGUGAUCUCUUGUUUCGCUGAACCCCUGAUGGAUAGCCCAAUGUUCAGUGAGGCACGAUCCACUUUCUAUGAUGAAGAGGACUGUAAGAGUGUAAGGGAGGACCCCAUCCACAUCAUCAAUAUUGCUAUCAAGUCAUCUGCUGAGCAGGAGGACGAUGCGCUAGUGAAGGAUUUCAGCACUUACUGUCAGUCGAAGAAAUCCAUUCUCUUUGAGUAUGGAAUCCGAAGGAUCACAUUUUUGGUUGCACAGAAGAGAGAAUUUCCAAAGUUUUUCACCUUCCGCGCAAGAGACCAGUUCCAGGAGGACCGUAUUUACCGGAACCUGGAGCCGGCGCUGGCCUUCCAGCUGGAGCUGAACCGCAUGCGCAACUUCGACCUGACGGCCAUGCCCUGCUCCAACCACAAGAUGUACCAGUACCUGGGGGCCGCGCGCGUGGAGGAGGGCACGGAGAUCACAGACUACCGCUUCUUCAUACGGGCCAUCAUCCGCCACUCCGACCUCAUCACCAAGGAAGCCUCGUUCGAGUACCUGCAGAACGAGGGGGAGCGGCUCCUGCUGGAGGCCAUGGAUGAGCUGGAGGUGGCCUUCAAUAACACCACGGUCCGCACCGACUGCAACCACAUCUUCCUCAAUUUCGUCCCCACCGUCAUCAUGGACCCCUCCAAGAUCGAGGAGUCGGUGCGCUCUAUGGUGAUGCGCUACGGCAGUCGACUCUGGAAGCUGCGGGUCCUUCAGGCAGAGCUCAAGAUCAACAUCCGCCUGACCCCCACCGGCAAGGCCAUCCCCAUCCGCCUCUUCCUGACCAACGAGUCGGGCUACUACCUGGACAUCAGCCUGUACAAGGAGGUGACCGACCUGAGCACCGGGCAGAUCAUGUUCCAGUCGUAUGGAGAUAAGCAGGGCCCCCUGCAUGGCAUGCUCAUCAACACCCCCUAUGUGACCAAGGACCUGCUGCAGUCCAAGAGGUUCCAGGCACAGUCUCUGGGGACCACCUACGUCUACGACUUCCCGGAAAUGUUCCGACAGGCUCUGUUUAAACUAUGGGGCUCUGGGGAGGAUUAUCCGGAUGUGCUGAUGUGCACAGAGCUGGUCUUGGACCCUCAGGGCCAGCUGGUCCAGAUGAACAGACUGCCUGGAGGCAAUGAGGUGGGGAUGGUUGCGUUCCGGAUGAAGAUGAAAACCCCAGAGUAUCCCGAGGGCCGUGACAUCAUCGUGAUCUGCAAUGACAUCACCUUCAAGAUCGGCUCGUUCGGGCCUCAGGAGGACCUGCUGUUCCUGCGUGCCUCGGAGUUGUCGAGAGCAGAGGGCAUCCCACGCAUCUACAUCUCCGCCAACAGCGGGGCGCGCAUCGGGCUGGCAGAGGAGAUCAGACAUAUGUUCCAGGUGGCCUGGGUCGACCCUGCUGACCCCUACAAGGGUUUUAAAUACCUGUACCUGACUCCCCAAGACUACACAAGAAUCAGUGCUAUGAACUCUGUGCACUGUGAGCAUGUGGAGGAAGGAGGGGAAUCCAGAUACAUUAUAACAGACAUCAUCGGGAAGGAAGAUGGGCUGGGAGUGGAGAAUCUAAGGGGCUCCGGCACCAUCGCAGGGGAGUCCUCGCUGGCAUACAAUGAGAUCGUCACUAUCAGCAUGGUGACGUGCCGUGCUAUUGGGAUCGGAGCGUACCUGGUCAGACUUGGCCAGCGCGUCAUACAGGUGGAGAACUCCCACAUCAUUCUCACUGGAGCCAGCGCCCUCAACAAGGUCCUCGGCAGGGAAGUGUACACCUCCAAUAACCAGCUGGGUGGGGUGCAGAUCAUGCACAACAAUGGAGUCUCGCACACCACCGUCCCCGAUGACUUUGAUGGAGUCUUCACCAUCUUACAGUGGCUGUCUUACAUGCCAAAGAACAAGCACAGUCCCGUUCCGGUGAUAACACCCGAAGACCCUGUGGACAGAGAGAUUGAUUUCGUCCCCACCAAGGCCCCCUAUGACCCUCGCUGGUUACUUGCCGGAAGACCUCAUCCCACUGUGAAGGGUGCUUGGCAGAGUGGCUUCUUUGACCACGGCUCCUUCAUGGAGGUGAUGAGUUCCUGGGCUCAGACUGUAGUGGUGGGCCGAGCCAGGUUGGGGGGCAUUCCUGUUGGGGUGAUCGCUGUGGAGACUCGCACUGUAGAGGUAGCGAUUCCCGCCGAUCCAGCCAACCUGGACUCCGAGGCCAGGCUCGUGCAGCAGGCUGGGCAAGUGUGGUUCCCAGACUCUGCGUUUAAGACAGCCCAAGCCAUCCGGGACUUCAACCGCGAGCGCCUCCCUCUCAUGGUGUUUGCAAACUGGAGGGGCUUCUCCGGAGGGAUGAAAGACAUGUACGACCAGAUUCUGAAAUUCGGCGCCUACAUCGUUGAUGGCCUGAGAGAGUUCCGCCAGCCUGUGCUGGUCUACAUCCCACCACACGCAGAGCUAAGAGGGGGGUCCUGGGUAGUGAUUGACCCCACCAUCAACCCCCUCUACAUGGAGCUAUACGCUGACAAGGAGAGCAGGGGCGGCGUGCUGGAGGCGGAGGGCACAGUGGAGAUUAAGUUCAGGAAGAAGGACCUGGUGAAGACCAUGAGGAGGAUCGACCCAAUCUACUCCCAGCUCGCUGAGCAGCUAGGCACCCCAGAGCUUUCUGACACAGAGCGCAGGGAGCUGGAGAGCAAGCAGAAAGCUCGGGAGGAGUUCCUACUCCCCAUCUACCACCAGGUGGCAGUGCAGUUCGUGGACUUGCAUGACACACCGGGACGCAUGCAAGAGAAGGGAGCCAUCACAGAUAUCCUGGAGUGGAAGAACGUGCGUGUUUUCUUCUACUGGCGUCUGCGCCGCCUCCUGCUGGAGGAGGUGGUGAAGCGCGAGAUCCUGCAGGCCGACGGGGAGCUGAGUGACGGGCACAUCCAAUCCAUGCUGAGGCGAUGGUUUGUGGAGACGGAGGGGGCUGUCCAGGCGUACCAGUGGGACAGUAACAAGGUGGUGGUGGAGUGGCUGGAGAAACACCUAAAGGAGGAAGACGGGACUCGCUCUACCAUCAGGGAGAACAUCAAGUACCUGAAAAGGGACUACGCCCUCAAGCACAUCCGCAGCUUGGUGCAGGCGAACCCGGAAGUGGCCAUGGACUGCAUUAUCCACAUGACGCAGAACAUUAGCCCCUCCCAAAGGGCUCAGAUCUCAUGCCUCCUGGCCACUAUGGACAACUCUCCUUCCAGCUGAGGCACCGGCUGGGCACAGAGCAGCUUCACGCCUUGCCUGCUGUGCUGUAGAACAGGGACUAACCCACUCAGGAUCAGCAGGGAUUCACUCACUGCCUCUGAUAGAGGCAGCUCUAAUUAUAGGGCCUGGGAGUCCUUGGAAUAAAUCUUGUUUGAACUCCUGAUAAAUAUUGUUACUAAGCUGUUCACCUCACACUGUACAAAAGGACUGAAAUUGCAAUGACUGGGUAACCCACUAUUGGUAAAAUGAAGACAGUAUUCUCCUUGGUCUUAAGGGGUUGCUCGUUCCCUGUGCAACACUAGAUUGGUUUCAGGCAACACAACAUUACAGUAAAGCAGAAGGAAUUGCAGCUUAAAAAUACAUCUUGUAAUAACAUGUUAUACUGGUCUCUGUUCCAUUUCAGCAUCUUCAGAUGAUCAGAUUUGGCUCGCCAAAUAAUGACACCAGGUACAGGUGUGUGCUUAGUAAAAAUAUAUUGAUUUGAAGGUUGAAAAGAAUACUUUAAUGGGGGGGGAAGUAAGUUUACCCAGAGAAUGUCCCAAAAUGGUCAGGUUUUCUACAAAAGCACAUUUUACAGACGGAUACAGUUGGUUAAACUAAAUAAAUCAGGAUUUGAAAAGCAGUCUAGUUUGAUCCAGCGUGCACUGCCCUUAGGAGCAGCGUAGUGGAACCAAGGAACUGAGGCUUUGAAUGUAAACUCAUCACGUAAACUCACAACGCUCCGAGGCCCUGGCGUCCGUUUAAUGUUAGCCUGUGGAUUAAGUAGCUUCAAAAGCACACACUGCCGACAGACUCAGCUCUUGGGUAGCUGGUUUUUAAAACAUCCGAGCGUUUUUAAAAUAAAUCCAGAAUAAACAUUUACAGAGCCAGACAUUUUUCAUUAUUUAUGCCAGCUCUUCAUUUUCUUGCAUCUAGGAUUUAUAAACUCGGUGAAUUUCAACGACUUGAAACGGAGCUGCUGCAAUGAAAUCUUUGCGUGCGACAGUAUCAAUGAAAUAGUUAGGACACUGAAAAGGAGAUGCCCAGCAAGGAAAAUAAAAAGCACUUGCAUUUUGACUAAGGUGUGUUGUGGGGAUGUUUUUGUAUGUGCGUGCGUCUUUCGACACACUGAUAUUUAAAAUACAUCAAUUUUUUAUGACCAUUUAAACAUGUGUUAUUGUUUGUACUGCUUUCUUGUCAUUUAUUUGGCUUCUGAUUAACUUACACAAAGCAUUGUACUCAUGGAUUGUAUGUGUUUUUUUUUUCAGUUUUCAGUUGUACUGCAUUUCAGUGCCAUGGAUUUAACCAUCCUUCCUAAACUGGGCUAUUCCAAUGCCAUCUCUUUUAUGAAUCCUCUGUUUGUAAUCGCAUCUCUCAUCUGGGCAACUGUAAAUUCACAGACAUUGUAAAUGAAUGUAUCUUUUUUUGUUUUUGUUUUUGUAAAAUGUUUUUGAAAAUCACAAAGAAAGAAAAACGAUUUAAUAGAUUUCCACGCUC
Molecule: messenger RNA, 9492 nt
Organism: Acipenser ruthenus (sterlet)
Lineage: Eukaryota; Metazoa; Chordata; Actinopteri; Acipenseriformes; Acipenseridae
Product: acetyl-CoA carboxylase 2-like
Exons: 55
Coding region: 616-8016 (2466 amino acids)
Biological process (GO): fatty acid biosynthetic process
Molecular function (GO): ATP binding; acetyl-CoA carboxylase activity; metal ion binding
Source: RefSeq, a predicted model, not a curated record